CGUAGUCCUCAGAGAAAUCCCAACAAAAAACAAAUAGGUCUAUCGUUUCGUUACUCCUUUUCCCGCAUGUACAUAAGUUAUGAGCAGUCGGGCGGCUGAUCGGGCUCCCAAUAUCCAGGACCAUCGGCCAGGGGGAUCCGAGUGGUGUUGGCUAAGGCAUCCAGUCUCCCAAGAGGACACGAUGACCCGACUGGCCCUGAGGUACGACACUAGCAUAGGUCACAUAUGCCGGGCCAAUCGAAUGCACUGGCAGGAUGUGCUGCAGACACGUAGCUACAUUUGGGUGCCAGUGCCCAUUCGAAGGCAUCAGUUGCCCAUAGGGGCCCAGGAGUGUCAGCAGAUCCCCGCCAGAAACGCAAGCCUGAAAGCCCUGCCACCUCAUUUCUACCGCCAGAGUGCUCCGAAUGCCAACCACUUUGCCGAAGAGGGAGAUCCCCUGCUGAUCACCACCAAAAUCACAUCGAGUAACCCUCUCAGCUAGAGGCACUUCCUCGUUUUUCGCUGAAUAUUUCAUUAGAAAACCACAUUGGAAGGCAGAUGACGGCAGUUUCCUGACGGCGAAAGACGAAAGUGCCACCACACAGGGAGAAUGAAUCCACCAAAUUGUUUGUAUAUGUGCUGUAAAUAUUUUAAUACACCUAAGUAAAUAGGUGAAAGUGUCCAUUAGGCUUUUAAAACCAGGAGUGCCAGGAUAAAUAUUAUUAAAUUCGAUAUUUUUUUCAAUGCCCUGAACUUUUCACUCUCCAUUUCCAGC
Molecule: messenger RNA, 754 nt
Organism: Drosophila biarmipes
Lineage: Eukaryota; Metazoa; Arthropoda; Insecta; Diptera; Drosophilidae
Exons: 1
Coding region: 80-481 (133 amino acids)
Source: RefSeq, a predicted model, not a curated record